GGUUCCUGUCCUGACGUGUUUCAAAACACUGCAGUGAAGGAGGAAGCCCUGAAAUCUGUCACAUUUGUGCACAUUUAACCCACAUGUGAGGAUGAGCGUCCCGGACUACCUGCAGUGUGCCGAGGACCACCAGACGGUGCUGGUGGUGGUCCAGCCGGUCGGCAUCGUGCCCGAGGACCAGUUCUUCAAGAUCUACAAGCGCAUCGCCGGCGUGAGCCAGGUGAGCAUCCGGGACUCCCAGCGCCUCCUCUACAUCCGCUACCGCCACCACUACCUGCCCGAGAACAACGAGUGGGGCGACUUCCAGACGCACCGCAAGGUGGUGGGCCUCAUCGCCAUCACCACCUGCGGCUCGGACAAGGAGUGGCCGCAGACGGCCGAGCGCUUCCACGGCCAGAAGGAGGUGUACGGCUCCACGCUGUACGACUCGCGGCUGCUGGUGUUCGGCCUGACGGGCGACAUCGCCGAGCAGCAGCGCACCGACGUGGCCUUCUACCCCGGCUUCGAGGACUGCCCCGACGUGGAGAAGAGGGUGGAGGACUUCGUGGAGUCCAUCUUCAUCGUGCUGGAGUCCAAGCGGCUGGACCGGGCCACCGACAAGUCCGGGGACAAGAUCCCACUGCUGUGCGUGCCGUUUGAGAAGAAGGACUUUGUGGGUUUGGACACGGACAGCAGUCCUGUGAGUUUAUUGUUGGGUGUGAAAAGGCACUAUAAGAAACGCUGCCAGGGCCGUAUGAGGAAGCAUGUCGGGGACCUGUGUCUCCAGGCGGGCAUGCUGCAGGACGCCCUGGUCCACUACCACAUGGCCGUGGAGCUGCUCCGGGGGGUGAACGACUUCCUGUGGCUGGGCGCUGCGUUAGAAGGCCUGUGCUCGGCCUCGGUCAUCUUCCACUACCCCGGGGGCACGGCGGGCAAGACGGCGGGACGCAAGCCCAGCGUCUCCCAGCCUGCCGACGCAGGGAAACGCCACAGACCAGGAGCUCAGGAGGUUCUCAUUGACCCAGGAGCGCUCACCGCCAACGGCAUCAGCGCCGACACCAGCGCCGAGAUCGGGCGGGCCAAGAACUGCCUGAGUCCCGAGGACAUCAUCGACAAGUACAAAGAGGCCAUCUCCUACUACGGCAAGUACAAGAACGCCGGCGUGAUCGAGCUGGAGGCCUGCGUCAAGGCGGUGCGGGUCCUGGCCAUCCAGAAGAGGGCCCGGGAGGCCUCGGACUUCCUGCAGAACGCCGUCUACAUCAACCUGGGCCAGCUGUCGGAGGAGGAGAAGAUCCAGCGCUACAGCAUCCUGUCCGAGCUGUACGAGCUCAUCGGCUUCCACCGCAAGUCGGCGUUCUUCAAGCGCGUGGCGGCCAUGCAGUGCGUGGCCCCCACCAUCCCGGAGCCCGGCUGGAGGGCCUGCUACAAGCUGCUGCUGGAGACGCUGCCGGGCUACAGCCUGUCGCUCGACCCCAAGGACUUCAGCAAAGGUACUCACAGAGGCUGGGCGGCCGUACAGAUGCGCCUCCUGCACGAGCUGGUGUACGCCUCCCGUCGCAUGGGCAACCCGGGCCUGUCGGUGCGCCACCUGUCCUUCCUGCUGCAGACCAUGCUGGACUUCCUGUCUGAUCAAGAGAAGAAAGAGGUGACCCAGAGCCUGGAGAACUACACCGCCAAGUGUCCGGGAGGAAUGGAGGUCAUCACCCUUCCCGACGGGCUGAAGCUGCCCCCCGUGCCUUUCACCAAGCUCCCCAUCGUCCGAUCGGUGAAGCUCCUCAACCUGCCCGUCAGCCUGCGGCCCCACAAGGUGAAAGGCCUCCUGGGACAGAACAUGUCCACGGCCAGUCCCUUCAUCUACUCUCCAAUCAUCAUGCACAACAGAGGCGAAGAGCGCUGCAAGAAAAUAGACUUCCAGUGGGUCCAAGGAGACGUUUGCGAAGUGCAGCUGAUGGUCUACAACCCCAUGCCUUAUGAACUCCGCGUGGAGAACAUGGGUUUGCUGACGUCGGGUGUGGAGUUCGAGUCCCUGCCUGCCGCUCUGUCGUUGCCCGCCGAGUCUGGACUGUACCCCGUCACCCUGGUCGGCGUCCCGCGGACGGCGGGCAACAUCACCGUGAACGGCUACCACACGUCGGUGUUCGGCGUGACCAGCGACUGCCUGCUGGAGAGCCUGCCCAGCGUGAAGAGCAGCGGCUGCCUGGUGGAGGUCAUCCCGUCUCUGCCUCGCCUGCAGCUCAGCACAUCACUGCCCAGGUCGGCUCACACGCCUCAGCCCAUGUCCAAAGAAGAACUGUCCAGCACCGUGUCCGUCCAGCUCUUCAACGGAGAGACGCAGCAGGUGACCAUCACUCUGGAGAACAUCGGCUCCGUCGAAAUCGAGACCCUGGAACUCACCUCCAAGGUCGUCAGCACUAAAGAGAAAGUGUUUGGCGAGUUCCUGAGCUGGGAGCUGGAGGACGCCCUGUCUCACCUGCCUCUGAAGCCCGGCCAGGCCGUGACGCUGACCGUCAGCAUCAAAGUCAAGCUGGACUUCUCCGGCCAAGAAAACCUGCUGCAGGACCUCAACGACGAUGGGAUCAGCGUGACGGGGCUGCCGAUCUCCAGUCCGCUGCGCCAAGUCCUCAAACCCAGGUCGGAGAGCAAGCCCAUGAGCAGCGAGUCCGGCAAGGCGGAGUACAGUCACAUCAAGACUUUGGAAGCGGUGCUGAACUUCAAAUACUCCGGCGGAGCUGGGAAAGUGGAGGGCUACUACCGGGAGCUGUCUCUGGGCGUGCACGUCGACGUGGAGCCGUCGGUGUUCUUCACCAGAGUCAGCACGCUCCCCGCUACCAGCACCCGCCAGUGUCACCUGCUGCUCGACAUCUUCAACCCGACCGAGCACGAGCUCACCGUCAGCGCCAAGAACAACCAGGACCUGGUGCUCCAUGCCAGCGAGUGCCAGAGGAUGGCCAUCCAGGUCGACAAGUUUGACUUUGAGAGUCUCCCGCAGCCGGACCAGGAAGCCGUCCGCUUCAGUAAUCCCAAACAGCUGGAGGAGGAGCGGCAGCACGCCCAGGGCUGCCAGAUCAACAGCAAGCUGGGCAUCUGCUGGAGCAUCCCGUCCCUGCAGCGGCGAGGAGAGGCCAGCGUGGAGGGCGUCCUCAACCAGCUGGUCCUGGAGCACCUGCAGCUGGCGCCUCUGCAGUGGGACGUGCUGGUGAACGGGAAGCCGUGCGACUGCGACGUGGUCGCCGACUGCAGCGUGGGCGACGCCGUGACGCUGGAGGUGAAGCUGACCAACCUGAGCAAGAACCCGGUGGGGCCGCUGGCGCUGACCGUGGUGCCCUACCAGGACUUCCAGAACGGCGUCCAGAACUACGAGCUGGAGGAGGCGGUCACCUUCAUCGGCUCCAACACCUUCUACAUCGACACGGUGAAACCCAGAGAGAGCUCGGUGUGCGAGGGCGCCCUGCUCUUCCUCUACACCGGAGACUUCUACCUGAACAUCAAGUUCCAGGACGACAGCGCCGGACGGGAGCUGCCGCUGGCCUGGUUCACCCUGCCCAGCGUCCACGUCAGAGCCCUGGACCCCCCGCUGCAGGCCGGGGCCUAGACCCGGGGGGGUUUUUAUCGUUUGUGUGUGUAAAUACAACAGACUGCAUUUGAAAUACGUGUAAAUAUAUUCAGCCAAAUACACUGGACGUUUGAGGCAAAAUGAAGGAGAUAACAAAGUGCUAAAGAGCUAAAAUCCACUCAAGCUAGUAGAAUCAGCAUUUUUGUUUGUGCCAAACACGAGACACAAAAUCUGCUAACGCUGGUAGAACUUAAAGAUUUUGUUAUUUUUUUGAUUCUGAGGUUGGUAUGAACAUGUUUAAGAGUCAACCAGUUUAUCUUUGAAACUGCUAGUUUGAUAGAAAGCUGCUGUUCCCAGUUGGCUAAUCCAGCCCAAGCGUUGAAGUUACCCCUGAAGGAAGCUGAGAUUAGCUUUGUCUUUGCACAGUUUUCAUGCAUUUUGUCAUGUUCAGUUGGGUAUUUUUUUUUUUUUUGUGAUAAAGUGCCAUAUAUAAAAUGCAUUUUUCUUUCAGUCCGUUGAGACUUUCCACUCGCCUCCGCAGCAGCUCACUGCAUCAUUGAGGAAUUCUGCGUGUGACACACCGUUUCUGUAAAUAAACAU
Salarias fasciatus (jewelled blenny) is the source of this 4132-nucleotide messenger RNA. RefSeq names its product trafficking protein particle complex subunit 9 (gene trappc9). The transcript has 24 exons. Lineage: Eukaryota; Metazoa; Chordata; Actinopteri; Blenniiformes; Blenniidae. The record is from RefSeq and is a predicted model, not a curated record. The coding region runs from base 92 to 3571 and encodes 1159 amino acids. Gene Ontology annotation, cellular component: trans-Golgi network.